AUAUGAGCAGCCAUGUUAUUCGUAUCAUGUGGGGUAGCUGCUGGAAUCGUAAUGAAAAACAUUCUGAGGUUUCCGAUUUUUACCCCAUCCAAGAUCUGAGCGUUAAAAAGUUUGUUUAGUGUUAGCGCGACAAACAUUUAAAAGAAGGAUUAUUUCCGGAAAUGAAAUGCGAUCUCAGAUAGUCAAAUUCGGUCGCAAUCUGUGGUCCCAAUAUUAUAGUCUGACAUCAAAUGCAAAACUUGUUAGUUAGAAUAUGGAAAAUUUUCUGCUGUCAGAAAUCUGAAAAUGCCGCGGCCAACUAGAACUUCGUGUGGAAAACGAAGAAAAAUACUGGCUGUAAUCCUCUGUACCGUUGCCGCGUGUUAAAUUUACAGAGGAAAUGCUAAAUAGGUUAACGGAGCAACCUAGGUGGUUUGGUUUGGGGCCCUCCAAUGGGAAAUUGUUUGAAUUGCUUCAAGGAGCCAGAACCGUCGGCCCUGGAAAGCAACACGCAGACAUUGAGUAAAGAGGAGAUGCCUGAAGCCCGUCUGUAUCCAGCACCAAGUCAUGUACCCGCGUUCCAGCCUCCCUUAGAUGCGAUCUUGACCAACGGUAACCAUCUAUUUGCUCCGGCCGUGGAAUCGACUGUCGCCAACGUCGCCUCCACUACCAUAAGUCGUUUUUAUCCGCCCGGCAGGCGCCAAGCCAUGGGUGCCUCCGAGAGCAAACCAUCCGAUGUUAAGUUGAAUUUCCUCUUUGAACACUACAAAGACGAAUUGGAGGAUAGUAUACUGGCAGAGGGCAUCGACCAAUUCUGCAGGGACCUAAAUGUCGCUCCGGACGAGUUUAAAGUAUUGGUGCUCGCGUGGAAGCUCGGCGCCGAGCAGAUGUGCCGCUUUUCCCGCAGCGAAUUCGUCAACGGCCUGAAGUCGAUCAAGUGCGAUUCGAUCAAGUCCAUUCAGCUCAGGCUACCCGACUUAGUCAAGGAAGUCAAAGAAAACGACGACAUGUUCAAAGACCUGUACAGGUUUUCGUUCAAAUUCGGGCUCGAAUCACUAUCGGGCCAGAGGAUACUGCCGACCAAUAUGGCGGUCGUUUUGUGGCGGUUGGUGUUCACGGUGCGCGAGCCGCCGAUACUGAACCGAUGGCUGACGUUUCUCGAGACGCACCCGCUGAUUCGGGGCAUCCCAAAGGACACGUGGAACAUGUUUUUAAACUUUAGCGAACACGUGGGCGAUGACCUGAGCUGCUACGACGACAACGAGGCGUGGCCGAGUUUGUUCGACGACUUCGUCGAAUACGAGAACGAUCAGGCCAAUCAGAACGUAACGAAGUGCGACGAUCUGUUGAUCGCGAACGAAUGACGCCGAACCGUUUCUGACCGAGCCUAAUUAAAAUAAUAAUAACAGGGUGCGAGGGGUGUAAAGUCGAUGUUUUGUGACGUGAAAGUGAUACGGUAAUAAAAUACGUGAGCCAGUUGUAUGGCGGCCUCGUUUGUUUGGGAGAAAGUUUGAAGUUUUUUUUAUUUCGGUGACAUAAAGGUUCAUUUAUUGAAACAUAUGCAAGGUACAAACCGUUCAUACAUUGCUACAACUAUGCAUAUUGUCGAACUUCUAUUGUCUUUAUUUUUUGUUUAGAGAAUGUAUUGGGCAGACCCAUUUCAAUUCUAAGGCUACGAGGCUCUUCUACAGUGUGACGUCAACCGUGAGGGAGUGCAGUGUAGUCAAGCGUGAGGUUGCCAGAUUGUAGCUAUUUUCACGCUUUCCGUUGCCCAUAAGAAUGCAUACUCCAAAAAAAAAAGAAGCUCUGCUAGUUCUAUAUCUUUCCAUGUUUAUUGUCCUCCAUCUUGUUAAUCCUUUUCUUACCGUAAAUGUUCAUUUCUUUGACCAUGAAACUCAUUAGAGUUUCAUAAAAAAGUGGACAAAAAAAUCAAAUGCGAUGCAGCUUUCGUUCAAUACCGUAUUGUCGGCGAAACCUGAAUUUGUGGCAUAAAACUCAAAGCUUUUUUGAGUGAAUUCUUCAUCUAGUUCUCAGUCAAAGGCGGUAGGUGUUCUUAUAGUUUUCUUGGGGCAUGGUGGACCAUCGCUGCCAUUAUUAUCGGGUUCUGAAUUUCCUUUCACAACAUGCAACACUUCGUCAUCGGACGAAGUGUAGUGCCCCCUACCACUAGGUUCAUACUCAUCUAAUGAGAUACUUGUAUCACUGUAGAUGCCGCCAUAGUCACUGCCAGUCUCUCCCUCCAUUAUUCUUUGUGCUUCAUGUUCCACUUCACUUGGUUUAAGCCUUCGUCACAAAUCCAUCUUUCUACAUUAAAGAUUUCUAUGGUUAAUUCUCUUUACUGUUUUGAUAAGGUGCAUGUGCACUAAAACAACUAAAUUCACAUUCGCUAAGAAAACCAACAACAUAAUCGCGCAGUCGUCUUCCCGAUGCCGCCCUACACAAAAUCGCACAUAUAGCUGGGCCCCUUCUGAAUGACUUAAUUAAUACUACUUAAUUCUACUUCGCUUGAUGCGUCGUCACUGGACAAUAUUAGUGUUGCUCUUUUGCAGAAUGUUCAGAUGAUUCUUGGUUGGGUUAAUUCAGAAUGGUUAUACUCCUAAUUUAACUACUGUCCAGUAUAUGCAGGUUUUAUAGAAUUUCUGUUUACUAAGACAUCUAGAAAGGAUAGACAGUCGUGAUUCUCUUUCUUAACGGUAAAUUUAAUUAAGAAUUAAGAUGUAAGAUGAUUGAGAAAAAAUUCUAGCUGUCCAUUGGAUUCCAGAUGAUGAAGGUAUCAUCAACAUAUAGCAACCCUAGGUUUGAUAAUUGCCAGAUCCAUAGCGCCAGUUUCAAACCGUUCUAUGUAUAUAUUCGCGAAGAUCGGAGAGAGAGGGAAAUCCAUCGGUACUCCAUUAUUGUGUGGGUUGACUUGAAAGUAAGAGUUAUGCACACAACAUCUAAGGCGGUCUAUCACUCCCUCAAGAGGUAGUGAAGUUCUGUCAUGAAGUUUGUAUCAUUCUUAAACGUUAAAAUUUAAAAACAUAGGAAACACAUAAGGAAGGGUGAAAUCCAAAGAUCAGGAAUCGGGGAACCAUGUAUGGAUACCAAAGAACACAACAUCAAAUAGUUCAAAGCUCUGGUUGUCCACAGGGAACCAUAUGGGAAAAAAUGCAUGUUUGAAGAAGCUGUCUUCAUUAAAAGCAACGGAAACAUCUUUAGCAACCCAAACGUGGAAAUAAAUUAAGCCUUAAAAUGGCAGACCAAUGCUGGCGUUCUAGCGGAAUAACACACAACACUUUGGUGGACCCGACUCCGUCUCUGUUGAACGCUGUAGCCUACUAGAUAAGCCGCUUAGCCGUAGAAUUAAAAUUAGUCUGCACUUGAUAACAGGUACUGAUACAUCUACCCGAAACGUUGUGCAAAAAAAAAGAGACCAUGGAAUUUCGACAAUCUCUUGGUAGUUCUACUGAAUAUGGACCCAUAAAAUCGUAUUCAAUUUCCUUCAUGUUACCAAUAAUAGGAAAUUUUUGCGGCUCUUUUGGAGUUUUUUUUACUUUAUUCCUUAUUUGAAGCGCGCGCAAUGGAUGAGAAAUAACCUUUUUUCUUGUUAACCCUUCCAGCCUCGGUUAUUUUCGAAUGUCGAGAAAGAUAUUUUUCUAUUGUUUAUUAAUGUCUUUGUGAAUGUGAAGAGAGGUAGUGGCAGAUAUAAAAUUUUAAAACAUUGAUGAAAACAUUCAAAACAGUUUCUGUUUGUUGCACUUUUCACACUUACUACGAUACGACCUCCACCUGACUCUAACUUGCAGCGUUGUUCAUAUCCAUCCAUAAGGGCUAGCCAAUGGCCAAUAUCAUCAAAUCUCAUAUCACAAUUUAGAUUGCAUUCGGCUUCAGUUUUAUAUCAUGUGAGUUCACUAGUAGUAAAAGAGAAACAUCAGCUUCUGCGUCAUAAUCGUCAUCGUUUGUAGUGUCAUUGGCGAAUUCCCAGUGUCCUCCUUGAAUAUCCAAAUAAGCUGUUCAUUGAUUGCGGCACGUGUUUUCCUGAGGGAAGCUCCCUUCCUACGUUUUUAUAGAAUGGCCUAGCAGGAAUGCCGUCUGCUACAGAAGAACAAUAUUCACAUUUUGUCGUAGAAACUCCUGAAGUUGGCAAGUGCGUAUAGCAAUCUGAAAGAAUCCUGGCCGAGAAUGUAGUAAGCAUGCAGAGUGGCACAUGAACUUUGAUAUCUUUCAAAUAAUAAAUACUAAGCCAGCAUAUUGUUUGGUGCGCCACUCACGGAUAUGUCAAAACUGGAGCGAACAGUUGAUAGUUGAAAUAAUGAUGUCGGUAAAAUAGAUACCUGAAUAUGAUGGUUACCACCGCAAUGGCCAAAAUGGUUAACCGAUAAAAUUCGACGCUACUUAUAACACUCCCGUUACUAAGCGUAGGCGGUGCCGUCAGUAGUAAUCCUGAUAAGUUUCAGAAGUAGCAAAUUUUUUUUGGGUAAAUGAAUUGAAAAAAUCGUUUGUUGCAUUGUACUUGAACUAUUUUUUUAAUAUUUUAAUUGGUUCUCCGUAGGGGUCUUUAAGCUCCUAAACUCUUUUUCUCCUAGAGCUAUAAACUUUGUUUUAGUUCAUUCAUUGUCAAACCUGUUUCUGUAGCUGACUCUUCUAUCUGCUUUAUCGCAUUAACUAGAUUUUUCCUUGUUGGGGCUAAAAAUGUGCGUAUGUAAGAAUUUAGGGUCUUUGGUUCAGUACGGUAACUCUAGUUUUCGAACCACUUUUCCUGAGCACUGUUUCGAAUAGUAUGUUAAAUAAUAAUGUCGGCAGCGGAUCGCCUUUUCUUAGCCCAGUCAAUACUUUUUCUAUGGUUUUAUAAUCCGUUUCUGUUAAAAUCAUCUUUGUUAAAUUAACCAUUUUAUUUGAUACUACCAAUUAUGAAAUUGAUUCAUACAAUUUUUCUUUUUUAACUGUAUAAUACACUUUUUUAAAAUCAGUAAACAGUAUAUAUAGCUUCUGGUCCAGGCUGUUAUCAUCUCUCGUUUUACGAAUUGGACAAAUUAUCUCCAUCUCUAGGGCAUUUUUUCUUCUUUCCAUAUUGUUUCAAUUACGUUACAUAGAGUCUUCUAAAGCUUAUUUCCACCAACCUUUAACAUUUCAACUGUGAUCCCAUUCUCCCCGGGAGCUUUACUAUUUUUAAAAGUCUUGAUAAUUGAAAGAACUCUUUUAUUCUCUUCUGCGAUGUAUUUCAUCCACUGUAACCUUGCACAGUGAAUUUUAAAAUUCAAGAUAACAAUUACGCCUCUUGGUGCACAUUUCAAAAACUCAACAAUUAAUCUCAGCAUUUCCUCUUUCCACAUUUACUUAAUAAAUACAAAUAAAAAGCGAAUAUGUAAUAUUUUUAUGAAAACUAGAUUAUUCUAAAAAAAUGUUAAUCAUUACAUUAAUAAAUAGUAAAUAGUAUUAUUGCGGUCAUAGGGGCCUCUACAGAGUGUUAAGAAAACGUGGCAGUAUUUAAGGGGAUGCUUCCUCGGAUCCUUUUUUUAACUAAUGUUUUGUAAAUUAAUUCACAUAUCAUCUCAGGGAUUUAUUUGAAAUUUGGCAACGGUGUAUUUAGUAAUAUGGCUCUACGUAUAAAUUAAACAAUGGGUUUAGAGGGGGGUGGGGGCAACUUUAUAAAGUUUGCAAUUUACAAUUCUCCUGAGUUCCUUUUGCGUAACUGAUACUGUAAAUAGUAUUACAGUUCUCUGUGGAACUUUCUUUGAAAUAUUUAUAAAAUUUAUUGAUAAAAAUACACGACGGUGACUUUAAUUUUAUUUCGAUACUUCCUUGAGAUAGAGCGACUAAAACUACAACUGUUUCGUUUCUUGAAUUUUCAUUAAGUUAGGGCCAAAUGAGCUUUUUAUUACUAGAGACAGUGCUGCCACAUUUGAAAUCCUUGAAAAGAUAUUUGGAUUAAUUUAUUUAAAAAAAAAAUCCACACCGUAUCUUUUUCAUAAAAUCAAUUUUUUCAUAAAAUGAUCUGAGAACUGACCCCCUUAUAUAUUGCCGCACGUUUUUAAACACCGUGUACACAAAUUUCAGUUCUAAAUAAGCAUAAAAAUAUUUGGGAAAUGUGGCCCUAUUUUGCGUAGAAUGCAAAAGUUAUCAUUGCUUUCGCUCAAACCGGAAGUGCAGCAAUUGACAUCAUCAUUAAUUAAAUGUCAUAUCUUGUGAAGGUUUCAAUUUUCUCCCAAAUAAUCAGUUGUAUAUGUAUAUUACAUUUCGAAAUUCGAUUUUCCUCAAAAACACCCCAUGAUUUGAUUAGGUUGUCAAUGAAUGUUGCGCUUGAAUAUCACAGAAGUGAUUUAUUUGUAUUUUUUUAUGGCAACUACAGAAAAUUGUGAAUAUUUGGGAGAAUAUUAAUGGAAAAUGGAAGAUUUUUUGCAUCCGAGAUCCGAUUAAGUUUGAUCGAUAUUUUGUUGUAAUUUUUGUUAUUUCUGCACGUGCAGCUUUUGAUUUUUAAAUGAAGGAACUACAUUUUUGUUGUUGUGGUGAAAUUUUGCAUUAUUAUUCUCCGAUUAUAAUAACUAAACCAUUUACAGUAUGUUCUAUUUUUGUCCGUUUUGGUUAGUUGGCCGUAA
Molecule: messenger RNA, 6554 nt
Organism: Cylas formicarius (sweet potato weevil)
Lineage: Eukaryota; Metazoa; Arthropoda; Insecta; Coleoptera; Brentidae
Gene: SCCRO3
Product: DCN1-like protein 3
Exons: 5
Coding region: 432-1343 (303 amino acids)
Biological process (GO): protein neddylation; positive regulation of ubiquitin-protein transferase activity
Cellular component (GO): ubiquitin ligase complex
Molecular function (GO): ubiquitin-like protein binding; cullin family protein binding; ubiquitin conjugating enzyme binding
Source: RefSeq, a predicted model, not a curated record